AAUUUGGUAUCAUGAAACGAUUGAUUUAGGCGUGGUUGUCGACCGAGACGGAUAGUUGUUUGACCGGUUCAGGUUAAAACUCGACAUUGAAGAUUUCAAGUUUGUCUUAAGCGGCUACUGAAAAAUAGAAAACUGUAUUGUCUAUCAAUGGGGGGGAAAUUGAUAUACUUUGAGCUGAUAUGGUCCACUUGGCGUCCAAAUAUCCGACGACAAUGUCCUUGUGAAUUCGACCGUCUCAUUCACCUGUCCAUUUUGGAUGGAAGUUUUCUUUGGAAAUUUAACCCCCUGCCAUUUGCAUUCUGCCUUAGCCACUUUUUUCAAAAAAGAAAGGGGAAACUGUUCAACCUGUUUAACACAUGUUCCUUUGGAAAAAAAAAUUGCACUGUGUGUACUACACGCCAAAGGUUUGUUUGAAAUCGAGCUGUAUUAAUGUCGAUGUGAUCAAAACAAAUCCCGUCUGGAGAAGUUAAAAAAAAAGAACGCAGGUCAUCGUUCUCCCCCUCCUUUUACCUUCUUCUUAUGGUCAAACUGGAACGGGUCGGCCCUCGAGAAUGAUAGAAAAUAAGCCGGGCUAUAAACAUUAGUAGUUUCGUUUUGGGUAGGACAACAUCUGGUCUCUACGUGGCCAUUUCAUGAUUCUUGUUUGGACUUUUGAAUCAGUUCGUUCACGGAUUCCAAUCUCGUCAGUGCUAAGCUCCAGUGGUCAUUGGAGAUUCACCUUUCAUUUGUUUCAGUUGUUUUCGUUGUAUCGUUAAUCGUCUGUUUGUCGUGACUUUCUUGUUGAACUAAAACGUGUCACAGAAUUUCUUCAAGUUUUAAACAUUUACCUAUAAUGUCAACCGCAAUUAAUAGUGUAACUUUUUGAUGGGACAAUAGGAUUGAGCAUCUGAAAUUGUUAUUGACUGCUGGGAAAUAGGUGAACAAUGAGCUCCGCGUAUUUAACUAUAAAUGGAAUCUGCUCGAAAAUCGGUUUCCUUUCUCUUUCGUGACGUGUUGGUUGGAGACCUUUACAAUUAUUACACCGACAAAAUUUUUAAAAGUAGCAUUCUUGUACCGAGCGAGUGCAUCCAUAUCGAUCAGAAAACCAUUCCCGAAACGGAGCGCUACUUUUUCUUCAACCAACCGGCCACGUUCAAAUCGUCUUGGCUGGGCUCGACCAACUCGAAAUUGAAUGAGAGUCUUGAACAAGACGCUGUCGACUUGAACCUCCUCUGGUUCUCUAACUUUCUAAAAACUAGUCAGUCAGGGUGUUGUGAAAGCGACGAGAAUGAAGCGCUAGUCGUCGUCUUUUUCAGGGUCGUUCGCAGGACCGAAACUCUCGAUCAACAAUUCCUCGACUCGAAAUUGUACGACUAUCAGCUGGAGAGCGGCGGAUGGGCCACCCAUUUGGUGGAACACGUCGUCUACGGAGCAGAGCUCAUUUGCUCCAUGAGCAGACCUGUCGACUGGUGUCGUGAAACCAAGCACAGCGCCGAGGAAAACAUUUAUUUGCUGGCCAAAGCUUAUUUCGAUCGAAUUAUCGGACCCAAUGCCAUCAACAUCGAGCCGCCAGCUGAACUAGACAAAAUUUCUUGUCGAAUUCUCAGCAGUCUGGAAGAUGUCCAACCGACCGAAACUUCGUUCCGACAAUCCUGCGAGUUCCUGAGAGACGUCAUCAAUUUUAAAGAAGAUAAUCAGCCCACCAAAUUAUGGCGUCCCAUCUACAUCGUCCGCCGUCAAAUCCCCAAACAGAUUGAAACUCGGAUUUUACUGGACAAGAUUAUGGAUGACAAGUUGAAGAUUGAACGGAAGCUGCACUGGAUCUUGUCUGAGAGUCGCAGGAUAUCCAAGCAUCCGUUCCUGACUCGGAUCCCGCCAAUGGAAAGAGCCAUUUAUCAGUUCAUCAGUUUACUCCAGCGGACAGAGAGCGAGAUCAUGAAGUUUGACGUCAAUCUCAUCGCCAGAAAGUGUUUGGAAAACCCCCAAGGCCCCCAGCAAGAUAAAAUCACCAACGAUUUGAAAGCCGUUUCCGAUUGUGCUCUUUUGUCCAACAUGAUCGACUGGUUGAUGAGGCGGCGGAGUGAAAUCGAUACGAUUCACAUGCUCUUUAGAGACACUCUGCUGGACAUAUUCGACCUGGAGGACAUUGAAACUCGUCCGCCGUCGAAUUUUGAUAAACGCGCCAGGAUAUUCAUCUUGAAAAUUGAUUACAUUCCAGAUCCGCUGAUGGAGUGCAUCCAGGAUUUGACUGGUGUUAGUAUAGAGCCGGUGUUCAAACUCCCCGUUUUUCCCGCCGUUUCAUCCGGAAGGAAACGUCUUAGUGUGAUGAGAAGGACGUUUGUUGAGUUCACGGAAGAGGCUCGAUGGGGCUCGAAUGAGAAGAAUUCCUACCACAUAGGACUGGCUCCGGCUUCUUUGCCGAUGGAAGACGGAACUAUCAAGACUAUUUUGUAUCCGGCCGUCCAGCAGCAGGCUUCACCCCGAGUGUGUUUGCCGGUGUAUUGUUCUGGUGUAGUUGAACCGGACAAAAGUAACCCGAUUAAACAACAGCAGCAAUUAAGUCCACCCAACGGUUUGUCGCAUCGUUCUAAUGGUUCCAUCAAACCACCCACUGAUUCAAAUCUAAGUCAUCAGAAAAAUAUUGAAAAGGUUAACGGAGACAGCAAUCCUGUGGACGACGAGGAGUCAUUUUUCAAUUUGAUCGCUCAGUUCCAGUCACAACGCAUGAACGAUCAACGAUGUUCUUUUGCUCUUCCUAGCAACAAUCACAAGAUAUGACACGAAACGAAAAGCACCCGAUCAGAUGAGAUGUAAAGUGAUAAUCCAGUCAAACGGCCCUCUUGUCUUAUAUUAAACUAUUCUAGGAACAUGAGUUGAAUUCUUACAAAUGGAUAACUUAAUUUUUAAAAUAAAUUAUGUACCGUGUUAA
This is a messenger RNA of Daphnia pulex (common water flea), 2908 nucleotides long. RefSeq lists its product as uncharacterized. NCBI's taxonomy places the organism in Eukaryota, Metazoa, Arthropoda, Branchiopoda, Diplostraca, Daphniidae. Gene Ontology annotation, molecular function: protein binding; GTPase regulator activity. The record is from RefSeq and is a predicted model, not a curated record. The coding region runs from base 949 to 2757 and encodes 602 amino acids. The transcript is spliced from 4 exons.